UGUACUGCCCUGGCCUCAGCUUUGAAUUCUAACCCUUUCCACCUGAGAGAAGUUUAUCUGGAUAGAAAUAAACUUGGAGACAAAGGAAUUAAUCUGCUCUCUGAUGUGUUGAAGAAUCCAUGCUGUAAACUGGAGAUACUGAGUAUGAUCAGAUGUGGUGUGACAGAUAAAGGUUGUUCUGCUCUGGCAUCAGCUUUGACAUCAAACCCCUCACACUUGAGAGAACUGGAUUUAUCAGAGAAUAAGCUUCAAGACUCAGGAGUGAAGAAGCUCUCUGGUGGACUUGCAAAUCCUCACUGCAAGCUGAAAAUACUGAGACUGAUGCAUUGUGGCAUCACUCAAGAAGGUUGUGCAGCUCUGAGAUCAACCUGUUCACACUUCAUAGAUCUGGAUCUGUCUGGGAAUAAACUAGGAGAUUCGGGUGUGAAGCAGCUUUCGGCUGGACAUUUCUGUAAUAUUGAGAUACUAAAGCUGAUGAAUUGUGGUGUCACAGAUGAAGGUUGUGCUGCUCUGGCUUCAGUUAUGAAAUCAAAUUCAACAGACCUGAAAGAGCUUUAUCUUGAUAAGAAUGAGCUCAGAGAUUCAGGAGUGAAGGUACUCUCUGCUGCUCUGGAGCACCCUCACUGUAAACUGGAGACAUUAAAGCUGUGGGAUUGUGGUAUUACUGAUGAAGGUUGUGCUGCUCUGGCUGCAGCUUUGACAUCAAACCCCUCACAUUUGAGAAAUCUUUAUCUAUUUGGGAAUAAACUUGGGUACUCUGCAGUGAAGCUGCUCUCUGACCUAAGCGAUGAUCCACAAAACAAAUUAGAGAAUUUUGAUUUAUACUAGAUGCUGUCCUUUAAGAACUGAAGAGUUGCUGUGACUGUAACUUCUGCACACAUCUGAAUGUCUGAACACAACUGAAGCAUGAUAACCCACCUGCUCAUGCUUAGCGCAUCUGUCACUCAUCUUUGUUUUUCAGGGAUUUUUUUUCGUGAAUUAUCAUGCUACAAAAUAUUUUAUGAAUUGU
Messenger RNA from Sinocyclocheilus rhinocerous, 1009 nucleotides. Its product is annotated as ribonuclease inhibitor-like. The record is from RefSeq and is a predicted model, not a curated record. Gene Ontology annotation, molecular function: protein binding. The transcript is spliced from 6 exons. NCBI's taxonomy places the organism in Eukaryota, Metazoa, Chordata, Actinopteri, Cypriniformes, Cyprinidae. Bases 145 to 828 code for a protein of 227 amino acids.